AUGACCGAAAGUUUCAAGACUUUAAUCAGCACGACUAUCGGCUGGAGUCUCAUAGGAGGCUUCUUCAGUGCUAUCGACUAUAUGGACUUUCGUGAUCCACGAUCAUGGGAAUUUGAUAGAGGUGCAGUUGUAUCCGAGUCCCAAUACUUCCUCGGAGGAAUCAUGAUGAUAUUGGUGCAAUUGUAUGUGCUUUUGAGCGAUGUGCAUAGUGCACAACAUCAAUUCUUGAGUCAUCCUGGAGGCCGCAAUGUCACUUUUGGCCCUAUGAAACAAGGUGACUUCAUCGUGGAAGCUGUUGAUUCUGUAGCCGUCCUUGGAUGCGUUGAGCUGGGGGCAUUCGCCAUCGCGGACAUUGAGAUUGCUGUGGCACUGUGCCUGGCUAUGUGGAAUGAGAGAACUGGGUUUAUGAGGGCUCUUGAAUUGGUUGAGCUCGGCACAGUAAGACUUCGACACCGAAUCCAAUUGAAUGCGCGAGAACACUGGAGAGAAGGAGGCCCAUCAAAACACAUGAAUUUACUGGAGAAUAUCAGGCUUCCAAUCAUGACUACACAGGACGUAGGACACAGCCAAACAUGCCUCGUCUUAUUGCUUCUGUCAUCUAAGGCAAUCUCAGCUACCGUCGUCUUUACCACGUCUGCACCCGGUCUCUCGCCAGAGGUCAGCCUCUUUGAACACCUUAUUCACUGUGCAGCAAGUAUGUAUAAAGAGAUGAUGAUCAUUGAAGUCAUCUCUGCCUGCCUGGUAGAGCCCUAUCGACAUUUCCCGAUUGGCCAUUCGUCGCACACGGCCUUGUGCGCGGAGCGUGGGUUGUCUAUGUCUAAGACGCCCUCACGAUAA
Messenger RNA from Postia placenta MAD-698-R-SB12, 837 nucleotides. RefSeq lists its product as hypothetical. Bases 1 to 837 code for a protein of 278 amino acids. The record is from RefSeq and is a predicted model, not a curated record. The transcript is spliced from 13 exons. NCBI's taxonomy places the organism in Eukaryota, Fungi, Basidiomycota, Agaricomycetes, Polyporales, Adustoporiaceae.